GAGGCUUAUGCUUCAUAAAAUAUGGGAGAUUAGUCAUUAGAUUGCUUGAUGAAAGCACUAAAAUAAUGGGACUGGAAGACUUAAGAAAUUCCGAGAGUAAAGCUUUGCGCUUACAAAGUUAUCGUACUCAUUUAAAUAAGCUCAAGGUUAUGAACUUUAGCCUAUCUGUUAUAGUUUGUUGGUUAGCGGUUAUGGCAUUUUUUGUAGCUCUUUUCAGAAGCAAAAUAGCUGAAUACUUGGCGCUUUACAUCAUAUUAGCAAUUAUAAGUUUUGAUGGAACUGCUAUUAUAAACUUAAUCGCGCUUUUUGGAAUUGUUUAUGG
Messenger RNA from Dentiscutata heterogama, 322 nucleotides. The record is from the annotation of a GenBank genome assembly. Lineage: Eukaryota; Fungi; Glomeromycota; Glomeromycetes; Diversisporales; Gigasporaceae.